Messenger RNA from Ustilago hordei, 1425 nucleotides. RefSeq lists its product as uncharacterized. The record is from RefSeq and is a predicted model, not a curated record. The coding region runs from base 1 to 1425 and encodes 474 amino acids. The transcript has a single exon. NCBI's taxonomy places the organism in Eukaryota, Fungi, Basidiomycota, Ustilaginomycetes, Ustilaginales, Ustilaginaceae.
AUGUCGCAUCGACAACCAUCUGAAGGGCUUCCAGACACCGCCAUGGCUCAGGACGAAGCUAUGCGUGACGAUUCGUCGGCUCGCAAGUACAACAAGACCUCGUAUCUUCAGAAGCGUACCCCACCAGAAGGCUACCCUGUCGAACCGGCAGGCUCUUCAUCUGCAGCGCAGUUCACAUCUAACAACGCUGAUGCUGGCCAACCCUACGACCCUGUCGCAGAAUACCGACGCGGACGAGCCCUGACUGCUGACAACCUGGAACGCAUCCCGAACGCAGACCAGCUUGCUCCCGGCAUUCGUCUCCCAGGCAGAGUGAUCGACCCGCACGGAGCUGAUACCGACAUGCAGACCUCUUCCGACGCAGAUGAGGGCGCGCAGAGCUUGGAAACCGGCCAUACCAGCGUCGGCGCCUUUGGCGAAGGCGGAGCUCCUGUACCUGGCGUCCCGCCUGAGCUCGACCCCAGAACGCCCGCUUUCCGACCUCACAGCCCCGGUGAAGCCUCCGUGUUCUCCGUCGCAGUCCAGCCUCCAGCCUCGCCAAAAGCGAGCAUUAUAGAACCAUGCGAGCCAGCAAGCCCCUAUGUCGAGACUACACCAUCCCGAAGCUCCACCGUCGACCGCCAUGGUGUUCCCGUCAGCAGUGCUUCUGCUACAGCAGGCUCUUCUUCUUACUCUGCAUCUGCACGUGGUUCGUCCCCACCCCUGUCAGCAGGCUAUGCACCGUCAGAAGCCUUCAUUACAGCCAUGCGACUCGGUCCUGGCCCAAGCUCGCUCGGCCGCAACGUGGCUAGUGUAGCACCUUCAGAAGCAGGCAGUGUCUCCUCCACAGGCACUGGAGGACGAGGAAGCACAGGUACAGCCGAUGACCAGGAAGUCGCCCUCCGCGCAGCAUACAUCGAACGACAACGUAUGCGAGAACGAGAGCUUAUGGGAGGAGAAGCCGGUGUCGGAGGCACAACUAUUCCCACUUUCGCCCUUCCCGCAAGAGAUAGCACUCCGCUGGCAUUCGCACCAGGCCUAUCGGCUCGUUUGGGCGGCGGCGGCGGCGGCGGCGGAUCUUCAAGCACCGCAUUCGAAAAUGGCAGUCGAGCAGGCAGUACAGCUGCUACUACGGGUACUAGUACUCCUCCACUCAGUCCUACUGGAAGCGAGAUCCCAGAUGCCGUUGCUUCGCCUUCCCGCCGCGGAAGCGUGGACAGUACAGAGACGCUGGGAAGCAUACGUGCACCGCCCAGCGUGCAGGGCUUUGAACUGGGAAGCGAGAUCGAAUCUCGUCGUAUGAGUCGUGGUGGCAGCUCGGCUGGGUUCGGCGAAGGUGGUGCGGGGAAUGACUAUGCGCGGCGAGGAAGUGAAGGAGGGAUAAUUACGAGUGCGAUGGAGGAAGAUGAACAGCCGGUUUUACGGGGCGAGCCUGGGGGUCUUUGA